GUAUCCUGAUAAGCUGAUUUAAUUUAAGUGAUAACAAUUUUUUCAACAAUUCAACAUCCGUUGAAAAUAAUAAUUAUGCAUUUUUAGUUUUAAUUUAGCACCUAAAUAGUGAAAGAAGACGAAGCGGAACCGAUUGAUUAACACUAGGAAGAGUCAAUUUUUCCCUGUGUAAAUCUGUCAACCGGUAUUCGAGAUGAAUAAAGAGUAUAUUUGCGAAUGUUGCGGACAUAGCAUAACAGAAUGCGACUCAGACGACGAUAUAUAUGUGACCACAUGCAGGCACAUAUAUCAUUACCACUGCCUAUACCGGAUGAUCUAUGAGCCGACAGAAAAGGAAGGAAAUCGAUGGAUUACUCGUUGCAAACGCUGCAAAAGUAUCAUCGAAACAACAGAUUGUCGAAAAAUUGAUUUCCAUGUCCGGACAUCGAAUUCAACUACAAAUGGUAACGACGAAUCUGAACAACAAUGGAAGUCGAUGGCUAUGUCUCUAUCUUCAGAAUGCACGCAGAUACGUAACGAGCUCGAACAGAAAACCAAGGAAUAUGUAGAGCUUCUAUCGAAGUACAACGCAAUGCGUAAUCAACAACAUGCGUCGUUAUUCGCAGCGACGACGACGCCGACGCCGACAAGACCGCAACCGGUUGCACCAGCUAUACCGAUAGAACCACCUCAAGCACCAUCCUUAUUCCUUCAAGCCAUCUCGCAGAGUACGUUCUAUGAAAGCAGGCAACCAACGAUAAACUCAGUAAACUCACUAACAGUGGGUAUCCGUCGAUCGGGCGAGUCAGUUCUGAAUAUGCCACAACGCCAUACCUUUGGUUUCGAUAAUCAGCGCAAUGAUGCUGAUAUUGCUGAUAGGAGGAAGAUCAUCGAGCAACGUCGAGCGAUCACCGCAGCAUCAGAGCGCACAUACCAACCUCCAGUGGGGAAUGGCACAAAGCGAUCAUGGAGUGAAAGCUCCAACAGCUGUCGAACGGCGGCGUAUAAACACACUCGAGGCAUCCCAAAUACUAGCUCGAAAGCUAGAAUUCCAAAGGCAAGUUCUCCAGGAACGAAUCAAGGAGCCAGAAAACCACCACCCAACCUGCCAGCUAAAGAAAAAGUACCACCGCCAUUAGUUAAAAAAGGUACCACACGUGAAAAGGGCAGUAAUGUGAAAAAAUACCGUCAACGUUACAAUACGGAUCCGGAAGAACUCCGGCCAUUCUAUCCAUUAAACAGUUUCCCGUACGACUUCAUGGCCUGUGGAUACGAAAUCAACCAAGACAAUCAUUAUAUCGCGUUCUUCGCACACGAAAUAAUACUAAUCGGAGAUGGCCAUAUCUCAGCGAUGGCACAUAAAUUAGCGAAAAACAAACCAUACCAACGCAAGCUCAAUCCGAACCUGUAUCGAAGGAAUCUCACCAUCAAAGCGCUGUACCAAUACCUUCAGAAGUUCUCGCGUUUUCCAAAAAGAAUUAUGAUUUCGAUCGGUAAUUUCGACGUACACCUGGGUACCGCCACUGACGAAUUUGGAGACUACAUGGAGAAAUUGUGUACUUUAUUUAGCAAAUUCGGAGUUACCGAGAUAAUACUCGUACCUCUACUUCCGAACCCGCGAGCGGGACCAGCGUUGUCUGAAAUAAAUCAAGUAUUAUCCUACGAUUGGGGCACGACAAUGAAUUGUACCACGACCAGGCUCACAGACAUCUUCGAUGAAAUACUUCAAUAUCCAUCCGACAUCGACCACCAUGGUCCAUCUUAUGAACUCAAUUGCUACCAUGAGAUAUUACAGCAACUUGCUACACGUUUCAUACCACCGGUACGAUAUCAACUGGUUAAAAAUCAGGAAAACGAAGACGAUGAACCUGCUGAACAAAUUCAGCACGGAGUCGAACGAAUGGCAACCGAACAUAUGCAGCAAGAUGAACCCGAGUUAUCUAAAAAUUUAUUCGUCGACACCGAGAUGCACAAUUCGUCAGAGAUUACAUCGUCGACAACCGAUUCAGAAAAAACGAGCGCUACGACAUCCCCAGAUGACGUUCUUACUACGAAAAAAACCUUUGCAAUCGCGUCUAACGGAGCCAGCCAAUCCUACGAGGCCAGUCAUGAAGAAAAUCACUACAGCCCAACAGCUGAUGUAAAGACGUCUCCGUGGUAAAAUUUGACAAAAAAACGCCUUAAAGAAAGCGAAAGAAGCAACUCGUCGUCGUGAUGCUGAAAGACUCCACCAAUUAGCUGAAAACGCCGCAUUUCUGAACUGAAAUCGAUUAUCGACUCUCGACUCAUUUUUUUAAAAAGGCUGACGAAACGAAAAAUAAAUUACGAAGCAACAGUGCAACUGCAACACUGAUUAUUUGCUUGUUCAUCAAAAAAUUGGAACAAUAUGCCAAUUAUUGGCAAUUCGUGGAUUGUGAGGAGUGUUAGUCGAUCAACAGUCUUCACCUUUCGGUUCGAGUUUCAUUUCAUUUAAUUAUAUGGGUAAAUUUGAAUUUGUACCUACUUCUACACGUAUUUUCCUGUACGCAAAAUGUAAAUAUACUUUGUUCUUUCUUCUGA
Messenger RNA from Planococcus citri (citrus mealybug), 2538 nucleotides. RefSeq lists its product as uncharacterized. The transcript has 2 exons. The coding region runs from base 194 to 2140 and encodes 648 amino acids. The record is from RefSeq and is a predicted model, not a curated record. NCBI's taxonomy places the organism in Eukaryota, Metazoa, Arthropoda, Insecta, Hemiptera, Pseudococcidae.